AUGAGACGGAGAUGUGACGCUGAAAAGAACGAAGAUAUUUGUGAAUCGGUUGGAGAACCGUACGGUAAGGAUUGCAAUGCAGAAGUAUAUAAUGGUGAAGAGAGGAGGGAUACUCAUAGUGCGGGAUAUAGAUGGAAGAAAUUCAAAGCAGGGACGAAUAGAGAGAGAUAUGGGAUGAAUGAUUACUGA
This is a messenger RNA of Anisakis simplex (herring worm), 189 nucleotides long. The record is from the annotation of a GenBank genome assembly. Lineage: Eukaryota; Metazoa; Nematoda; Chromadorea; Rhabditida; Anisakidae.